AUGGACGCUACUAUUGAUAUAAAGACGGCCCAGGAGGCUAAUGUGGUCAAAUUCCUCGAUCACCAGGAAGGCCGUGUUCGUCUCGAAAUCGAGGAGUUCCUCGGAGACAAUCACAUGACCAAUAUUUUCCUCCUGGCUUUGGAAGCCAUACAUCAGGAAGCAAUGGAGCCGGUGGACAAGCAGAAUUGGUGGACAGCCUACAGUCUGGGAGGAAUCCAUGGAUCUCCCAGGGAAAAGUGGAACGGGGUCGAAUUUAGCACGGCAGACCCAAAGAUCUCUCCAUAUGGGUACUGCACCCAUGGCAUGCUCAUGUUCCCGACCUGGCACCGUGUCUACAUUGGCAUGUUUGAGCAAGCCGUCGCAAACAAGGUCCGAGAGAUCGCAGAGAGCUUCGGGGACGACGAGGGCCGCCUGUCGUACCUGAGUGCAGCGGAUCGAUUCCGAUUGCCGUACUGGGAUCCUACACUGCCCCGAAACGAGGGCAAUGGUACCAACGAGGAAUUCAGUGAAGGGAUCUGGGGAUUUCCCUUGAUAUUUCGCCAGCGCAAGGUUUGGGUAAAGAGGCCCCACAGCAAAAUGGCCGCGCAUAUCCACAACCCUCUGUUCAGCUUUGCACUGCCUGAUGAAGAUCUCCUCAGAGCGAACGGCCGGUCAGUUUUGGAAGCAUACAAGCACAUGCCAAAGGAUGGCCUCCUCGGGACCAUUAGAUGUCCCGAUCAGCAUGGAUAUCCCAGCUUGCAUACCAAUGACUACCCGGUGGCUCCCAAGGGUGCGAAUGGGUUAUCCCCUAAUGCACCAAUCGAGAAGAGUGAUAGGAUCAACCUCGACCUCAAGGUUCAGCGACAGGCAAAGUCACUCAGCACGAAGCUGUGGAAGCUGCUCAGCCCUCAUGUCGACAAUGGGGCGAAUAGGCAGCGGGACUGGUCGGCAUUUGCCUCUCACUUCAAGUACGAACGGGAUGGUACCAUUGUUACUGAACCGUUCAAAGGCCUGCCGAAGGAAAUGGAAGAAUAUUUCAAACGUGACUUGAAUGAGGAAGUGAAGCCAGGAGAUAACUUCUUUAUCUUCCAGGACUCUGGUGUCUCUUUGGAAAGUUGGCACGAUGAUAUUCAUCUGCUGGUUGGAUGUGGUGAUAAAGUGGCUGGCCACAUGGGUCUCCCCCUCGCACGCUGCCCUAACGUAGCUGAGGGGAUCAACAUUGAUCGUAUCUUUGCCAUCUAUCAAGCCUUGUACCCGGAGAAGUGGUUUCCUUCAACUGGUACACAGCGGGCUGAUAGCGCCUUGUUUCCAUUCCGGAAAACAUUGGGCAAUGAUGAAGAUUCCUUCUGGGAUUCGAACGAUGCGCGCGACUGGGAGGGCCUUGGGUUUGCCGUUCCAGGUGAUGACAAGUGCCUGACUGAGGAUGGCUUGAAGAGUCUCCGCCACCACCUGUUCGACUAUUAUGGGUGGAGCGCCAAAGGCGUAAAACCUCCAGAAGCCGUUUGCGAACUAUGGCCUAAAGAUCUCAGCUCCUCUUUUGCCCUUAAGGGUCCGAAAAAUGUCAAGAACGUUGAGAAGCCCAUCUUAGUGUAUGAGGCCAUUGCGGGAUCUCAUCUGGUGACCCGCACAAUCGACCUGACCACCGCAGUCCAUGGCCAGAAGCUGAAGGUGACCGAUAAGCUUCGCACUAUCGGAAUCGACUCCAGGCCCGACGACGAGUCGAUCAUCAACUACAACAGCGCCAUAUUGCCAACGAAAGACAAGAGGCGAUUCACUUGGAAUGCACGGCUUAGCGUGCGCAAGUUUGCCUUUGAUGGGUCCUUCAAUAUUCACCUAUUCAUCGGAGAGGUCAAGGAUCAUCAGCCCGAGAGAUGGUUGACCAAGAAGAACGAAGUUGGCUUCUCCGCGGUUUUUGCCAGCACACUUGACGCACCUUGUUCGAACUGUCGCAAGCAGGCAGCCGAAGGCGCCGUCUAUAUCGACACUAUCCCCAUCACCCCCGCUUUGGCUGCUUACCACAAGGACAACAUCAGCACCCAAGAUUGUAUCGCAGCUGAGUUGAGAGUCCUUGAUAACUUCUCAGUCGAAGAGGUCAAGAGCUUCCUCAGGAAGAACCUCUCCUGGCGGCUAACAAGAGCCAACUCUGAGGAGAUCACGGACGAGCAGGAAAUUCUCGAUAGUGGAUUGACUAUCUGCGUGGGCUUCCGCGAAUUUUCAGUUCCCACCGACGAGAAUCCCUUGGGAAUUUACCAAGAUUUUAUCCCCAUUGUUGACAUUACCAAGGAAAAGCUUGGUGGCUGGGGCUAUGGAGACAAAUAG
Messenger RNA from Penicillium taxi, 2298 nucleotides. RefSeq lists its product as uncharacterized. NCBI's taxonomy places the organism in Eukaryota, Fungi, Ascomycota, Eurotiomycetes, Eurotiales, Aspergillaceae. The record is from RefSeq and is a predicted model, not a curated record. Gene Ontology annotation, molecular function: oxidoreductase activity. The transcript has 7 exons. The coding region runs from base 1 to 2298 and encodes 765 amino acids.